GAUUGCAGAGAUAUCAAUUGAGAGUGGCGAUAACUAGGUGCGGACUGAAGAGCGAGCCGACCUGAGCAAUGUCACAGCCCCUCGGUGUCGAGUUCUCCUCACCGGAUGUGUUCCGUUUUGAGAACAAUUCCUGGAAAUCCACGGACCAGCUGCCAUGCACUGGCAACUUCUCGGUUUCUGAAACCAAGGCGAGCUGCUACGAAGUGAUUAACCCUGGUAAUGCCUCGGGACAGGAAGAAGGAUUUGUGCCGUACGGAGAAAUCUGGACACCUGCUGUUAUACAACGAGUGGCAACCUUAUCUGUUAUAAUGCUCAUUACUGUUUUUGGAAAUGUCUUCAUUCUUAUUGUACUGUCUUGCAGCAAAUACCGAAAACGCCACAGUCGUGUCAACAUAUUUAUUAUCAACUUAGCCAUCGGAGACUUAGCUGUUUGUUGUUUUACAAUGACGUCGGAAAUUCUGUUCGUUGCUUUCGGAGAAUGGGUGUUAGGAGCGGCUGCAUGUAAAAUCAUCACCUACUUCCAAAUCGUCACCCUAGCCAGUACCACCUUCAUUUUAACCGCCAUGAGUUUUGAUCGUUUCAUGGCCAUAUGUAAACCUCUUCGCUUUGCAACAACCAUCAGUCGGGCUCGCAAGAUGAUCGCUGUGGCCUGGGUCCUCGCCUUUCUCUUUGCCAUUCCACAGUUAUUUAUAUUUAUACAAACAAAGACGGGCGUACACCCGGAUGGUAAAAUCCAAUACAAGUGCUUAAGUAAAGGCUACACGGCCUGGUGGCAGCGAAAGUUAUAUUUUACUUGGCUGGCCAUUUAUAUUCUGGCUAUUCCUGCCGUGUUAAUAUCCUAUUGUUAUAUCAACGUCGUCUUGGUUGUUUGGGGUCAAGGUAAGGAGGUCAGCGUGACCUCUGAUAAUAGCGUGCCCUUGAGGCGCUCUAUCUCUGAUAAAAGGGCCAUUCCCAGAGCCAAAAUCAAAACCAUUAAAAUGACUCUGGCCAUCAUCCUGAGCUUUAUAGCUUGCUGGACACCAUACUUUGUGACAACAUUAAUCAUCAUAUACAGCGAAUAUACGUACAAAAUCCCCGAGUCUGUGAUUGUAUUCGCUGAGACGGCCGCUUUACUCCAGAGCGCGCUAAACCCUUUAUGGUAUGGGUUUUUCAAUAUAAAGCUGAAGCGGGGUUUGAUGGAAGUGUUCUGUCCACAGCGUUUAGCCCUGAUAACAAAGUACAAUAGCCGGGGAGCGACAAUGUCAGAGUGUAUGUCAAUGACUGAGGAUUAUACCUGUGUUCAGACGGCUAAGCGGUUGUCCGCCAGAUGUCGGGAGCAAUCCUCCUCCAGCAGUGGCUCCUACGAAGGUCGUUCACGAACUCAGAACUCUAUUAUCGAGGAAAACAAAAACGGAUACCGACUCAGAGUUCGUUUCACUGCUAAAGACACCGUGUCAGUCGGACUCCAUCGAUCUCAGGAGGGGUUGGAUAAUGGAGGUGAAAACGUUACCUCUAUUUAGACUUUAGCGUCUCAUUACAUCAUCUUGCU
Molecule: messenger RNA, 1528 nt
Organism: Liolophura sinensis
Lineage: Eukaryota; Metazoa; Mollusca; Polyplacophora; Chitonida; Chitonidae
Product: mesotocin receptor-like
Exons: 1
Coding region: 69-1499 (476 amino acids)
Biological process (GO): G protein-coupled receptor signaling pathway; cellular response to hormone stimulus
Cellular component (GO): plasma membrane
Molecular function (GO): G protein-coupled receptor activity; peptide binding
Source: RefSeq, a predicted model, not a curated record